Talaromyces amestolkiae is the source of this 648-nucleotide messenger RNA. RefSeq lists its product as uncharacterized. Lineage: Eukaryota; Fungi; Ascomycota; Eurotiomycetes; Eurotiales; Trichocomaceae. The record is from RefSeq and is a predicted model, not a curated record. The transcript has a single exon. Gene Ontology annotation, molecular function: acyltransferase activity, transferring groups other than amino-acyl groups. Bases 1 to 648 code for a protein of 215 amino acids.
AUGUCUAGCAAGGAAACAUCGCCGUCUGCAUUUUAUACCCAUCAAACAGAUCUCCGCGACAUCACCCAGCCAACGGCCAUUCUUCACUCUCUAUCCAAAGCUCUCGUCCUUCGAAUUCCGCAGGAUAAAGACCUCCAACCAUUGAUCGACGUCUUAGCCAACCCAGAGAACACAAAGGAUGACCUAUCAGUUGCCACUUUGACUCCUGAAGAACGGGAGUCUGUCUGUCGCCAAUGGCUGACCCUCAACGACCCGCUGAACUAUCUUAACUUCGUUGUCAUCGAUACUACUGCGAAAGAUCAACAGGAAGUUGUCGGCAUAGCGGGACUCGGUUGGAUAGGUCCUAUGAAAGAUGCGGAAGAAUCCAAACGGGCGGGCGCCGCCGGGGKGGUGAUUAAUCCCGCGGCGAGACGCAAGGGUUUCGGCACGGAGGCAUUCAAGAUGGUUAUUGAUUAUGGUUUGAAUGCGUUAGGGUUGACUGAAGUGAGGAUCGGGACUCCUUCGUACAAUGUAGCUAUGCGUAGGCUGGUGGAGGUGAAGUUCAAGAUGCAGCCCGUGGUACCAGAGAAAGUUGAUAGGUUUGGGAACGAUUUACUUUGGCGUAUUGAUAAGGAGAGAUGGUUACAAUAUCUCGAACAGGAGGAAUAG